GAAAACGGUGGGAAGAAGAAAAUCAGAGGAGCCCUACUUCUCGCGCAUGCUCAGUAGCAUUUUGGUAACCAGAAGAGUUGGGUAAACAUUUAAAACCUACUACAAUCAACAACUCUUAUUACUCGUCAUUUUGCGCUUUGUAUGCAAUGGCGGAAGAAAAGUUUACUAAAGAAGAAACGCUGGCAAUGAGACUAAGGCUAAUUGGGCAGUCAUGUCGACUGUUUUACAAAGAAGACCCUGUGAAAAUAGUGAGAGCAAGAGGACAGUACUUGUUUGAUGAAAACGGGAAGCGAUAUUUGGACUGCAUCAGUAAUGUCCAACACGUAGGUCAUUGUCAUCCGACCGUAACAAAGGCGGCAGCAGCACAAAUGGACCUUCUGAACAUAAAUUCUCGAUUCCUGAAUGAUAAUAUAGUCCUUUACGCUGCUCGUCUCGCUGCCACUUUGCCUGAAAAACUGUGCGUCUUCUAUUUUGUAAACUCUGGUUCAGAGGCCAACGACCUUGCCUUGCGCUUGGCCCAACAGUACACCCAAAACCAAGACGUCGUAGUUCUUGACCACGCUUACCACGGACAUCUAAUGUCUCUCAUCGACAUCAGUCCUUACAAGUUCCGGAAACUAGCGGGACAGAAAGACUGGGUUCACGUGGCGCCUUUACCAGACAUCUACAGAGGGAUCUACAGAGAGGAUCACCCCAACCCAGGCCAGGCUUAUGCAGAUACAGUAAAAGACCUGAUAGAGGAGAUCCACAGGAAAGGUCGCAAGAUCUCUGCGUUCUUUGCUGAAUCACUGCCAAGUGUUGGAGGGCAGAUCCUCCUUCCCCAGGGAUACUCCAAUAAAGUCGCAGAGUACGUGCGUUCGGCUGGAGGAGUGUUCGUGGCAGACGAGGUGCAGACAGGAUUCGGGCGUGUGGGGAGUCAUUUUUGGGGGUUCCAGCUGCAGGGGGAGAACUUCUGUCCAGACAUAGUCACCAUGGGGAAACCCAUGGGCAAUGGUCACCCCGUGGCGUGUGUGGCAACAACAGCCGAGAUAGCUGAGGCCUUCACGGCGAAUGGAGUGGAGUACUUUAAUACGUUCGGGGGAAAUCCGGUGUCGUGUGCGAUUGGCCUGGCGGUUCUUGAUGUGAUUGAGGAGGAGGACCUCAGAGGAAAUGCCUUAAGGGUGGGGGAACAUCUACAGGUGUUGCUCAAGAAACUGCAGGCCAGACAUGAAGUUAUAGGAGAUGUGAGAGUUGCGGGACUGUUUGCAGGAGUGGAGUUGGUUACAGACAGACAGAAGAGGACCCCUGCCACCAACCUAGCUGCGUUAGUGGUUAAAAGGUUGAAGGAGGAGGACAGGAUCUGCAUGAGCACCGAUGGCCCCUGGGACAAUGUUUUGAAGUUUAAACCUCCAAUGUGCUUCAGUGUUGAGGAUGCAGACCUGGUGGUGACAUGCAUGGAUCGCAUCCUUUCAGACAACAAAGCCAGCCACCUGAAGCUGGAGAAUGAAGACAGCUAAGGUCUUCAGCACCAAUUCACAGCAUCACCAUGGAACAAGGCAUAUCAGCUCUGAGGACUCCCAAUAAAUAAACAUUUAAAUCAUGAAAGCGCCAAAAAAUGCAUCAAAGUUAUCAGUUAUUUCAUUAAACUCCAUUACCCAGAAUGCCAAAGAAAAUCACUUACCAUUAUCUAUAGCAGAAGUGUUGGUAUAAUAAAUGGAAAUCAACAUAUUUCCAGUUACUCUGCAGAUACUGAGGCCCUCUGCCAAUGCUUUCCAAAGAGGCCUCCAUGGGGAAAAGGUUUACAAAAUUAGCAAGCCAUUUAGAGGUACAUUUACCAUUAACUUUACAAAUAAUAACAAAAAAGAUGUUUUUUGUAAUUUGAACCAAAAGUUUAUUUCUACCACUUUUAUCCAGGACACUUGAGGAAUGAAACUCCAGUGAGAGAGGGAAUGCCCUCUUACAUGAACAGGCUUGCAUUCAGUUCAAUAACACAAGUGAAGUCAGUUAAAACUGCAAACAUGUUCAAGAAAGAAAAACUUUAAAAACCAAGACAAAAAAUAGAAAAUGGGGGAAUGACUCCAUCUGUAUGAUAUUGGCAACAAAGUGACACACCCACUUCUGCUCAUGUUAAAUCCCUUCUUCUACUUAAAUCGUGCAGAAUUCUUUCAAUACAAGAGGAAGAACACUUUUUUCUUUUUUACAAACACAAAAACAGGAAAUAAAACAAAAAAAAACAACUAAACAAUUUUAUUUGAGAGCUUUGAAAGCUCUUGUUCCUCCACAUGUGUAAAUCCAGUUGACAUGUAAAAAUACAACCAUACAUUACAUUAUUCAAAAAAGGUACCAAAAAGUACAGUAAAAAAAUAACACUUCCAUCGCUGGAAAUGUAAAUGGACAC
This is a messenger RNA of Oryzias melastigma (Indian medaka), 2377 nucleotides long. RefSeq names its product 5-phosphohydroxy-L-lysine phospho-lyase (gene phykpl). The record is from RefSeq and is a predicted model, not a curated record. The transcript is spliced from 13 exons. Gene Ontology annotation, molecular function: pyridoxal phosphate binding; transaminase activity. Gene Ontology annotation, cellular component: mitochondrion. NCBI's taxonomy places the organism in Eukaryota, Metazoa, Chordata, Actinopteri, Beloniformes, Adrianichthyidae. Bases 147 to 1496 code for a protein of 449 amino acids.